Messenger RNA from Erpetoichthys calabaricus (reedfish), 1923 nucleotides. RefSeq lists its product as uncharacterized. The annotation marks the transcript as partial. The transcript is spliced from 3 exons. Lineage: Eukaryota; Metazoa; Chordata; Cladistia; Polypteriformes; Polypteridae. The record is from RefSeq and is a predicted model, not a curated record.
CGUGUAUCCAUGAAAGAAUAUUUCUCCUACAGACUCUCAGUAAGGGACGACUUUAAUCCAUUACUCAAUGCAGGAAAGCUGACUCAACAAUACAUCGUUGACGUUUAUGUUCGAGCGGAAUCAAAUGAUCUGCAGUGGAUAAAAAACAACCAGCCUUCACUUAGAGCCUAUAAAUACAAAUCACUGAUGGACUACAUUAAUCGGGAUGCUGACGUCAUGGAGCACGCGGCUGGAAAACCUGUUAUUCUACCAUCAUCCUUUCAAGGCAGCCCACGCAAUAUGCAACAACAUUACCAAGAUGCCAUGGCUAUCGUAAGAAAAUUUGGAAAACCUGAUCUGUUUAUCACUAUGACCUGCAAUCCUAAAUGGACAGAAAUUACAACUAAUCUUAAGCCAUGGCAGAGAGUCGAACAUCGUCCUGAUUUAGUUGCAAGAGUCUUUAGACUUAAACUGAAUAACCUCCUACAAGAUAUCAAACAAAAAUCUCUAUUUGGAACUGUCACAGCCAUUAUCCACGUUAUCGAGUUUCAGAAGAGAGGUUUACCACACGCCCAUAUAUUACUAAUACUUGAUGAGGAUUCCAAAAUACGCACUGAAUCUGACAUCGAUAAAAUAGUCAAAGCUGAAAUUCGAGACCGUGACACCUCUCCAUGCCUCUUUCAAAUUGUUAUAAAAAAUAUGAUUCAUUCACCAUGUGGCGCUACAAAUCCAAACAGUCCAUGUAUGCUUAAUGGCAAAUGUUCAAAAGGCUUCCCCAAAGACUUCCAAGACGUUACACUUGGUAAUAUAAAUGGAUACCCUAAAUAUAGAAGACGAAAGACAAGUCAAUUACAAAUUCGUCCAGGUCAUUCAAUUGACAAUAGCUGGGUCGUACCAUACAAUCCUUAUUUAUGUUUACGCUACAACUGCCAUAUAAAUGUGGAGAUCUGCGCUACAGUAAAAAGCGUUAAAUAUCUAUUCAAAUACGUAUACAAGGGACACGAUUGUGCUAAUGUCUCCAUAUCUGAAACGAAUGCUCACGAUGAAACUCGAAUGUAUGUUGAUUCACGGUUCGUCAGUGCUCCAGAGGCCAUUUGGAGAAUAUUUUGCUUUCCUAUGCACCAUCAGAGCCACACAAUAUGUCGCUUGCCAGUUCAUUUGGAGCACGAACAAACUGUCUGUUUUCAUGCAGAUCCUUUCACCCUCUGGAAUACAAACAAAAUGGGAAUGAUUGAAGAUAUUUGCCACAAGCUUCAUGAUACAAAUGAUUCCUGCAUCGACUGUGAAGCCUAUGCACUAAACGACAUUCGAUUAGCUCUUAUGCUCCUUGGAUAUACAUUGGAUAACUUCCAUUUACCAAAUGUUCCAGAUUCCUUACCGGAUAUAAAUUCCACAACUAUUGAUCUACAACAAGAAGAACGAAUUUGUCCAAAAAAUAUUAAUGUUAAUCACAUUAAUAACCAGGUCAUUUCAUUACUUCCUGGAGAGACACGGCUCUUUCUAAGCUCUGACAAAGUUGACUCUGAUGACGACAAUGAACAUCUAAAUUUCCCAUUAGAAUAUUUGAACACUAUUAACCCAGCCGGAUUACCACAACACAACCUUACCCUUAAAAACGGAACAAUAAUCAUGCUAUUAAGAAACCUUAACACAAAACAGGGUUUAUGCAAUGGCACACGGUUAGUCGUCAACACCAUGACACACAAUGUUAUUCAAGCAACAGUUCUUACAGGAUCACAUGCUAACAAUACUGUUCUCAUUCCUAGAAUUGACCUUACAAGUUCUGACCUAGAAUUACCUUUUACAUUGAAACGCCGACAGUUCCCCAUUAAACCUGCCUUUGCCAUGACCAUCAACAAAUCACAAGGACAAACCAUGGACAAGGUUGGCAUCUACCUCUCUGAACCCAUUUUUGGACAUGGACAACUUUAUGCUGCCUUCUCA